Messenger RNA from Lolium rigidum, 4233 nucleotides. RefSeq names its product putative disease resistance protein RGA1. Bases 1 to 4233 code for a protein of 1410 amino acids. The record is from RefSeq and is a predicted model, not a curated record. The transcript is spliced from 7 exons. Lineage: Eukaryota; Viridiplantae; Streptophyta; Magnoliopsida; Poales; Poaceae. Gene Ontology annotation, molecular function: protein binding; ADP binding. Gene Ontology annotation, biological process: defense response to fungus.
AUGGCUGGCCGAACCACCCUUGUCAAGGCGGUCUUGACAAGCGUGGUCAUCUACUUCAUCACCGUGCUUGAUGUGCCAAUGGAGCUUCUCAUGAAGAUUGAUAGCUUAAGAAGGGCUUUCCUAUGGUCGGCAUGUGACAAGUCAGUCCCAUCACCAGGAUCUCGCCAUCCGCCGCCGCUGGAUGUGUGGAGUCCGGGGUCUUCGCCGUCUCCUGCUAGGCGGAGGGUUAGGCCCCAUCCAGGUGCUCGCGACCUUCCCGUCUUCGGUGGCCUCUGCGUGCUGCUGGUGAGGCGCUUCUCGACCGCUCAGGGACCAGGAUUAGGAAGAGGACCCAACUGGCUUGUUUACAAGAAACUAAAUCACAUACUUUUUUUAGGGAACAUUAAAGACGUUUCUUUGGUGCCCAAUACAAGUGAGUUCUUAACAGAACCUCCGUGCAUCCAUACUGCUCGGUUCCACAUUCCCACAUCUUUGACUAACAAGCGCACGCCAGUAGCAGCCAUGGCGGCAUUCGGGAGCAUGCUUGCCUCUGCUGUUAUCAAGGUAGUCGUCCAAGAGCUGAGUUCCACCAUCGGAAGUAAUAUAAAGAUGCAGAAGAACUUUAAGAAAGACCUGGAGGAGAUGAGGAGCACUCUGGAGUCCGUGGAGGCGGUGCUCAAGGACGCCGAGAAGAGGUCGAUCAAUGACGCAGCGGUUCGCCUUUGGCUGGAACGGCUCAAGAAGGCCAUGUACGAUAUCUCUGACAUGGUUAUUGACUUCGAAACCAACACUGAAGUACCGGCUGGACAAAAGAUUCUAGUCAUAUCCUACUGUCUUCAGUUUGUUCCUAAGAUUGUCAUGGCUAAUAAGAUGAGGAUAAUGAGAGGGCGACUUGAGAACAUCACUAAACAACAUCAAAAUUUCAGUUUCAUGCCAGACGGGAGCUCUACUGUGAGGCAAGUUAGUGAUAUACGGGAAACAUCAUCGUUUAUGGAAGAGACACUUAUCAUUGGUCGGAGUGUAGACAAACAAAAAAUGCUAGCUAUUUUAUCUGUAAGAAUCACGGAACAGAUCACCAUUGUUCCCAUACAUGGUAUUGGAGGCAUUGGGAAAACAACAUUGGCAAAGUUGGUUUUCAAUGAUAACCAAUUCAAAGACUACUCUCGAGUGUGGGUUUAUGUGUCCCAGAAGUUUGAUUUGAAUAAAAUUGGUAACUCUAUAAUAUCACAAGUAUCAGAUGAACAAAGCCAACUGGCUGAAAGGCAGAUGAUACAUAAUCGCCUUGGUAGAAUACUCGUGGCUAAAGAUAUUCUUAUUGUUUUAGAUGACUUGUGGGAGAGGGAUCCAUCUCAAUUAGAGGAUUUGAAGGCUAUGCUAACAGUUAGAAAUGCUGGAAAAGUGGUUGUAGUAGUAACCACCCGUGAUCAACAAAUUGCAAUGAAGCUUCGCACCAGAGAUUCUUAUGAGAUAGAACCCUUGACAAAUGAAAUGUGCUGGGCAAUCAUAAAACAAAAGAGUUCAUUUGAAACUAGACCGGACAAAGAGUUGCUGGAGAUGAUAGGAAGGGAUAUUGCAAAAAAGUGUGGAGGUGUGGCUUUAGCAGCUCAAUCCCUUGGAUACAUGUUACAAUCCAUGAGGUCUGAUGAAUGGGCAUCAAUUAGAGAUAGUGAUGUCUGGAACGGAUCUACUCCGGAAGAUGGAUCUUCCUCGUCUCAUGUUCUUGCUUCCCUAAAGCUAAGUUACAGCAGUAUGCAUCCAUACUUGAAGUUAUGUUUUGCUUAUUGUGCAAUCUUUCCAAAAGGUCAUAAUAUUGUUAAAAAUGAUCUAAUAUACCAAUGGAUUUCUCUUGGUUUCAUCGAUCUGAAUACGGUACUGUCCACCAGGCAGCUUAGUGAGAAUUACAUCAAUCAACUUUUGUGGAAGUCCUUCCUUCAACGUUCACAAUCACCUUCGAUUGAUGGGCUGCACGACAAAGAUGUCACAUUGUUCACUAUGCAUGACUUGGUACAUGACCUCGCAAGAUCAGUCAUGGUGAAUGAAAUUCUGGAUGCUUCCAAACAGAAAAAUAUGGAGGGUGGCAGUUGCCGCUAUGCAUUGCUGACAGAUUGCAGUAAGUCGUUGAAGUUAACUACAAUUUCUCCAAAGAAAAUAAGGACAAUACGUUUUCUAGACUGCGGCAAAAUUGAACUAUGUGGUGCUGCUUUUUUAUCAGCGAAGUACUUGUGUGUCUUGGAUUUAAGUGAAUGUUCUAUAAAGAAGCUUCCAGAUUCAGUUGAGCAGUUGAAGCAGUUGAGGUAUCUCAAUGCUCCACGAAUGCAAAAUGGGAUGUUUCCAAAAUGUAUUACCAAGCUCUUAAAAUUAAAUUACCUUAACCUGAGAGGCUCUUCCAAUAUCUCAGCAAUACCAGAGUCAAUUGGUAAAAUGGGAAAUCUGAUGCACCUUGAUUUGUCAUAUUGUUCAAGCAUACAUGGAAGACUCCCAAGCUCAUUUGCGGAUCUCAAAGAGUUGGUUAAUCUGAAUUUGUCACACUGCUAUCAACUUGAUGGAAUACUGGAUGUUUUGUGUGGCCUUACCAAACUCCAACAUUUGAAUUUAUCACGUCCGCGAUUGAGUAACUCGCGAGUGAUUAACCCGUGUCUCACAAAGCUACCAGAAGUCAUCAGCAAUCUUAAAGAACUUCGGUAUUUGAAUAUGUCAGGGUGCUCCAGUUCUCAAUCUGACAGCUCAGGAUGGCAUGGACUCAUUAAGUGUAUCUGUACUAUGUCCAGUCUCGAACAUUUGGACUUGUCCUGCAAUGAAUUGUUUGCUAUACCGGAAUGUAUUGGAAGCCUGACGAAGCUACACACACUAAACCUGUCGCAAAACCGCCAUCUUAUCCAACUUCCAGAAAGUAUGGUUAAACUGGGUAAUCUCAAGGUCCUAAAUGUGAAUGGAUGCUUUCAUUUGAGUAUGUCCGCACAACUAAGUGCCCGUUUGCCACUAUAUGUAGUGCAUGCUAAUGAUUGUGGAUCUGGCAGUUCUCUUGCGGAGCUUGAGCAUGCAAAUCCCGAUGGACUGAGGAUUAGAAGGCUCGAAGAACUGAGAACCAUAUCAGAGGUGAAGCGUAUUCAAUUAAUAGAAAAACAAAGAAUGAAAGAGUUGACUUUGGAGUGGAGUGGGCAUCCCAAGAGGUUCAUGGAUGACGUGUACGUGUUGCAAGAGUUAGUGCCACCAACCACAUUAAAGCAUUUCAUGGUACGAGGUUAUGAUAGUGUCAGCUUUCCAGCCUGGCUAAUGAGUAGUAUCAGAUACCAUCUGCCUAACCUUGUGAGUAUUACAAUGUGGAAUUUGCCCAAAUGCAACAACCUACCACCACUCGGCCAGCUGCCAAAUCUACAAACGCUAGUUCUCAUUGGCAUGGAGAGUUUGGAGGAGUGGAACACGACUUCUUCGAGUGGAGAGGAUGGUGCGAACAAGCUCAUGUUCCCCAACCUUCAGACCUUGAGAAUAAGCGACUGCCCGAAGUUGAAGAUGCGACCACAUCCACCUAGAGUUGUGUCUUGGUUAAUUUCGAAUAGUGAUAAUGUGAUGUCAUCAUGGGGAGAACAUUUGACGCACAAUGGUUCUUCAUCCUCUUCUAGUGCAGUAACUUAUAUGCAGGUUCAACACUGCAACGUGCCCCUGCACCAAUGGAGAUUGCUUCACCACCAACCUGUCCUUACAGGUUUAACUAUUGCCAAUUGCAGUGAUCUGACCAGCUCACCAGAUAUCAUGCAGGUUUUUUCCUCCCUUGAAUCAGUAACCUUUGGAGUCAAUGGUCAGUCAGAACUGCCGGAAUGGUUGGGUGAACUCACAUCUCUUCGUCAACUUGAGAUAACAGACCCGACGCUAACAGAAUUGAAUGCAAACAUUGGGAAACUCACACAGCUACAGUCACUACGUUUGUUCUCUUGCAGCAGCAUGAUAUGGCUGCCUCCAUGGUUAGGAAAACUUACCCAUCUCAAGGAACUUGAAAUCUGGGGGUGCUUACGCAUGAUAUCUUCCUUAGAAGAAAUGGAACAACUUACCAGCUUAGAAUAUCUGACAAUUCAGCGCUGUCCAGGACUACUGCACUCCCUUGGGCUACCCUGGCAAUUAGAAGAAGAUGAAUUCAUAUGGUCGAGUUCAGUGGGUAGUUUGAGCGAGACAAUACGCACACUAGGCUCUAUAACCAUGAAGUCAGAGGCGGAUGAUCUUCUUUUUCUUUUAAGAAGGGAUUAUCCCAGAGGGACCUAG